Molecule: messenger RNA, 408 nt
Organism: Alternaria burnsii
Lineage: Eukaryota; Fungi; Ascomycota; Dothideomycetes; Pleosporales; Pleosporaceae
Product: hydroxyisourate hydrolase
Exons: 1
Coding region: 1-408 (135 amino acids)
Biological process (GO): purine nucleobase metabolic process
Molecular function (GO): hydroxyisourate hydrolase activity
Source: RefSeq, a predicted model, not a curated record
AUGUCUACAGAAAAGAAACCCCCAAUUACCUGCCAUGUCCUCGAUACGACCCUGGGUCGCCCCGGCCCAAAUAUACCCGUCACCCUCACCUUACAUCCCGCUACAGCAGCAAACGCAGAGAGCCCUACAAAAUUCAGCGGCCUGACAAACACCGACGGGCGCGUAGUCUCCUGGACACCUUCCUCACCAUUCUCCUCCGCCAGCUUAGAAGAAGUCUUCAAACAAGAAGGCGACCAGAAGUACACACUGUCGUUUGAUACCGAGGCAUAUUUCGGGGAGAGGGGAGUGAAGACUUUCUUUCCGGAGGUAGAGGUCAAAUUCUUGGUUAGGCAGGAGGCAAAAGGGGAGCAUUAUCAUGUGCCGGUGCUGUUAGGGCCCUUUGGAUAUACUACGUAUCGGGGAAGUUGA